GCCUCAUUAAUCAUUAUACUCUUCACUCUUAUAUCACUCAACACCACCUCAUUCUUUCUUUAAUGGCACUCGAAGCUCUUGGAUCACCGUCGCCGCCACUCCGCCACCGCGACAUGGAUGUUCAAGAUUCUUGGAACAAAGGCAAGCGAUCUAAGCGCCCAAGAACCACCACCGAUCACGAUGUUGCUCUUCCGCAACAACCACCCACAGAAGAAGAGUACUUAGCCCUCUGCUUGAUGCUCCUAGCCAACGGCAGCCCCACCUCCACCUCCACCUCCACAGCCACCGUCACACUGCCGGAAAAUGAGUCUGACUCCCGGGUGGCUUACAAAUGUAGCGUAUGCAACAAGGGGUUCUCUUCUUACCAAGCACUCGGAGGACAUAAAGCUAGUCACCGGAAGAACGUUCCCGACGACCAUAUUCCGUCCACCUCCGCCGCCGCCACCGCCACCGCCACCUUGUCCAGUUCUUCUGUUUUGAAACCUAGUGGAAAAGUACACGAGUGUUCCAUCUGUCAUAGAACGUUUCCCACCGGCCAGGCACUUGGUGGUCACAAACGACGGCACUACGACGGCAACAACCCUGGUAGCACCGUCACAACGACAUCAGACGGAGGUGCUUCCUCCACCCCUAGUCAACCGCGCGACUUUGACUUAAACUUGCCGGCGUUCCCCGACUUAUUCCAAAUGGGUUUGAGCGUUGACUGUGGGAAGAAAAGCCAAAUGUUGAUUAACGAACAAGAAGUUGAAAGUCCACUUCCGAUGAAGAAACCGUGUUUCUCGAUCAAAACGGAAUAAUUCAAGAUUAUGACGUAAACCCAAUAAAACAUACAAUCAUCAAAUUCAAUUUGUUCUUUCGUUUUAGAAUCUUGUAUAGACUUGUUGUGUAUUAAUCAUGUCGAUAGUGUUAUACAAUUGAUUACAUUCAUUAA
Lactuca sativa (garden lettuce) is the source of this 931-nucleotide messenger RNA. Its product is annotated as zinc finger protein ZAT10. Gene Ontology annotation, molecular function: transcription cis-regulatory region binding; DNA-binding transcription factor activity. The record is from RefSeq and is a predicted model, not a curated record. Gene Ontology annotation, cellular component: nucleus. Gene Ontology annotation, biological process: regulation of DNA-templated transcription. Lineage: Eukaryota; Viridiplantae; Streptophyta; Magnoliopsida; Asterales; Asteraceae.